This is a messenger RNA of Eleginops maclovinus (Patagonian blennie), 7208 nucleotides long. RefSeq names its product versican core protein-like. Gene Ontology annotation, molecular function: hyaluronic acid binding; calcium ion binding. The transcript has 16 exons. NCBI's taxonomy places the organism in Eukaryota, Metazoa, Chordata, Actinopteri, Perciformes, Eleginopidae. Bases 161 to 4861 code for a protein of 1566 amino acids. Gene Ontology annotation, cellular component: synapse; perineuronal net. The record is from RefSeq and is a predicted model, not a curated record. Gene Ontology annotation, biological process: glial cell differentiation; positive regulation of neuroblast proliferation; central nervous system development.
AGAGGAGGAAGAGGAGCAGCUGAACACGCUGAGAGCCUCAAACAUCCGGGGACUUCUGUCGGGACAUUUCUCUCUUUUUUUUGGAAAAGUUUUGAAGUGAUAAACCAACAGGAGCAGCUGGAUUUUCUUUUAGUUUUUAUUUUUACAAGGUGUUGUUGAGAUGAUUCCUCUAAUCCUGCUCUGCUCGCUCAGUCUGAGUUCUGCUCAAGUGCCCCCCCCCUCGGUGCAGAUGGCAGCCUCCGGCUCUCUGGCAGGUCGUGUAGUGCUUCCCUGCCUCUUCUCCAUCCCCCCCCAAACCACGGAGACUCCCACGCCUCCCCCUCUCCUCCCUGCUCCUGCUGACCCCACCACAGCCAUCACCUCCACCCCGGGCCCCGACGAGGUGCUGAGGAUCAAGUGGACGAAGCUGGAGGCAUCUGGGGAGCAGGUGGUGCUGGUGGCGCAGGGCGGGGGGGUGAAGGUGGGGACGGCCUACAGGGGGAGGGUGUCGGUAGCGUCUCACCCCCUCUCGGUGGGAGAUGCCUCCCUGCAGCUGGUCCGGCUCCAGGCCAGCGAUGCUGGGCUGUAUCGCUGCCAGGUGAUGCACGGCCUGGAGGAGACGCAGGACACCGUCAGCCUCAGCGUUACUGGCGUGGUGUUCCACUACCGGGCCAACAGCAGCCGCUACACGCUGGACUUCCCUGCAGCCGUGGAGGCGUGCGAACACGCCGGCGCUGCCAUCGCUUCACCGGAACAGCUGCAGGCUGCGUUCGAGGAUGGCUUCGACCAAUGUGAUGCCGGCUGGCUCUCCGACCAGACGGUCAGUUACCCCAUCACUGACCCGCGGCCCGGCUGUGCGGGGAACCUGCUGAGUCGACCCGGAGUCAGAACGUACGGCCUCCGAGAACCUGCGGAGAAAUACGACGUGUACUGCUACGUGGACAAACUGCACGGCGAGGUCUUCUACCCCCCCUCCCUCAGGCAGAAGUUCUCUCUGCAGGGGGCCAGACUCCACUGUCUGUCUCUCGGUUCUGUGCUGGCGUCUCCGGGUCAGCUGUUCGCCGCCUGGAGGGCCGGAUUCAACCGCUGCGACUACGGCUGGCUGUCUGACGGCAGCGCUCGAUACCCGGUCACUGUGCCCCGGGCCCAGUGUGGGGGGGGGCAACUGGGGGUCCGGACGCUCUACAAAUACGAAAACCAAACGGGUUUCCCCGACCCCGAAGAGAAACAUGGACUCUACUGCUUCAAAGCUAAACUCCCCGAACCGACGACUACAAAUCCUCCGAUGACAUCCACUGAAUCCACAACUGAACACCCCAGAACCACUCCAACACCCGGACCAGUCUUCGUCCCAGAAGGAGCUGAAAUCCAAACACAAGACCCUGUGACAUAUUCCCAACCGGACCAACACACCCCGGCCCCAGGGACCCCCACACCCAUGGUCUUAGACUAUGAAGACCCAGUUUUCAACCCCAACGUACUAGAGGCAUUACCAGGUAGAGGAGACUUUCUGCCCCCCAUGCAGCUCCCUCCGUUACCCACCACCCGCCAGCAGCCACCCCACCUCGACAUCGCCCACGGGGGGGAGGAGGUAGGCCGGGUUGUGUCCGGUAGCGGCAGUGGGGAGAGAGGAAGCAGCGAGGGGAGCUCCAGUGGGGCAAUGGUGAUCCCAGGACAAGGGUGGGUGGACACCACGACGAGACCAAGUUCCCUUCUGGAUGUCAACCCAGAAACCACACCGAGACCAGGUCCGCUUCUGGAAGUCACCCCAGAAACCACACCGAGACCAGGUCCACUUCUGGAAGUCACCCCAGAAACCAUACAGAGACCAGGUCCGCUUCUGGAAGUCACCCCAGAAACCACACCGAGACCAGGACCGCUUCUGGAAGUCACCCCUGAAACCACACAGAGACCAAGUUCCCUUCUGGAAGUCACCCCAGAAACCACACCGAGACCAAGUUCCCUUCUGGAAGUCACCCCAGAAACCACACCGAGACCAGGACCGCUUCUGGAAGUCACCCCAGAAACCACACCGAGACCAGGACCGCUUCUGGAAGUCACCCCAGAAACCACACUGAGACCAGGACCGCUUCUGGAAGUCACCCCAGAAACCACACCGAGACCAGGUCUGCUUCUGGAAGUCACCCCAGAAACCACACUGAGACCAGGUCCGCUUCUGGAAGUCACCCCAGAAACCACACCGAGACCAGGUCCGCUUCUGGAAGUCACCCCAGAAACCACACCAUCGAGACAAUCGCAUCUUCUCCCAGGAACCCAGACCCUUGAACCAGGGGCGCCCGCCAGUACCAGAGAGGGGGGGCAGCAACCGGCAGUGGUUUUUAAAGAGGACGUCACCCCGGGAACCACAUUUGACCUCGACCAAUCGCUGGCCAUUCCUGUAGACCCGGAGUCGUCUUCAGGCAAAACUCCUUUCCAUCUCAUCAUCGUCAACAUAAAGGACAAAAAUCAAUCAGUGGAAGACAUCGUUAGCAUCCUGAACCAGCCUCAGUCUCAGUUCCCUCAGAUCACCGACUUCUCUAAGGUGACCGCUGAAAGUGUGCAGGGCAGCGGAGACACCGACCCGUUCGAUGUCUCUCCCAUCAACCUGCCUCCGACCAUCAGAUUCCUCAAUGGGAAACACGAGGUGACACUUGAGCCGAAGCAGCCAGAGGAAGCCAGAGGAGAUCAGUUCGAGACUGCCACACCUGUUCAGGUCAACGAGGUGGAGCAUGAAAACGAGACGGAGAAAGAAAAUGUGUCUCGUUUUGACUACGACAUCAUCGAGACCCCAACUGAAGACACCAUUGUAAAAGACCCAUUCCCUACAGAUGCUUCCCCAGAUGCAACCGCGGUCUCUGACGUACAUACUGAAGAACCAGGCGAUCAGACGGACACGAGAACCACCUCCACAACCCACCAGAAACUCCACAUCUCAUCCCCGGCGACCACAACUCCCUCAGCCCCCUCCUCUGUCCCCCAGCCUCCCACCAAAGGGGUCUCCACCUUCGACGAUAUGGAAGGCUCUGCCAGUCGCAGCACCGACGACGAGUCCUGUGCGUCGCAGGAAGGCUCCGCGGACGAUGCUCCGCCGACUGCAGGGAGUCAGUUCGAAGUUGUGACCGAAGAGACGGAGCUCGGAGGGACGGAGCCUCCCACUUCGACCCCAGAUGCACCAUCAAAGGAAACGACCACAAAGACCAACACGGAGGACUCUGAAGGGUCCGCGUCUGGGGAAGACGAAGCUUCAGGACAAGACCCACCGGGGAUCUAUUCUACCCAGAGACCUCAACCUGGAGCCAAAGCAGAAGAGCCUAUGGUUUUACCGGCUGUAGACGUGGUCUCAGAUGCAGGCUCAGGUGCAGGACAGCUGUCCGGAGAUGGAGAGGUAGCUGGGGAGGUUGCUGGGGAAAAGGGUGGUCCUGUUGACCCCCCUACAGAAGUCACAGUUACUGUUUUACCAGAUGUGGCAGCUGUGACCUUUGCAGACCAAACCACAAACAGAAAGGACGUGACCUCAGAAGUUACCACGCCAAAAUACUCCACCACACACGAUCAGAAACACCCUGAUCUCACCUCUGAGUCUGCACCCACGACCCCUGAAGACCACACCACCAAGACGAAGCAGACCACCUCGAGCUCCACCCAGCCCUUGUACACCUUCGAUCACCACACCCAGUCCGUGCCUCAGUGGGCUCUGACCCCUGACCCCGCUGCCACCCCUCUGCCAGACGAUGACUUUGUGGACUACGACAAAGCGUUGGCCCCUGUUCUGCUGGAGGCUCUGCCCCCGAAACCAGUAGAGACCCGGACCACAGAGCCGCCGGAGAACGCUCACCCUGCAGAGGUCAGCACUGUGGAAACCAGAGAUCUCCUGCCAUGCUCCACCAAUGUGUGUCUGAACGGAGGCACCUGCUACAAGAGGAACACACAGAAUAUGUGUGUGUGUGCACCUGGGUUCACCGGGCAGCUCUGUGAAACAGAUGUUGACGAGUGCCAGUCCAACCCCUGUCUGAACGGAGCCACCUGUCUGGAUGGAGUCGCCUCCUUCACCUGCCUCUGUCUGCCCAGCUACUCCGGAGAGCUCUGCGAACAAGACACCGAGGUGUGUGGCUUCGGCUGGCUGAAGUUCCAGUCUCACUGCUAUAAGUACUUCACUCACCGCCGGACGUGGGACGCUGCAGAGCGGGAGUGCCGGCUGCACGGAGCCCACCUGACCAGCAUCCUGUCCGCAGAGGAGCAGCUGUACGUCAACCGACUGGGCAGCGACUACCAGUGGCUCGGCCUGAACGACAAGAUGUUCGAGAGGGACUUCAGAUGGACCGAUGGGAGGCCGAUGCAAUACGACCACUGGAGGCCGAACCAGCCCGACAGCUUCUUCCAGUCCGGAGAGGACUGCGUGGUGAUGAUCUGGCACGAAGGGGGCCAGUGGAACGACGUGCCCUGCAACUACCACCUGACCUUCACCUGCAAGAAGGGCACAGUCUCCUGUGGGCAGCCCCCCAUGGUGAAGGAGGCUCGGGUGUUCGGGGCGAUGAAGUCUCGCUACGAGAUCAACACCCUGCUGCGCUACCACUGUAAGCAGGGCUUCAUCCAGAGACAUGCCCCCACCAUACGCUGCCGGCCCAACGGCCAAUGGGACGCUCCGAAAGUCACCUGCACAAGCCCCGAAACCUAUCAUAAGCUGAUGACUCUCCGGCGCCGCAACAACCAGGACAACGAGCAGCAGAACCAACACGUCCACCACGCAAAGAGCCCCGAGAAACUGAGCAAAAAUGAAGAGCAGAAGCAGAGUUUCAGCUUCUUUCAGAACAUCUGGAACCCUUCCCAGAGGGAGAAGAGGCAUCAGCAGCAAGCGCAGGACGAGGACGAGAUGAGGCACUGAUCCGAGGGUUCGUAAACCAGCCGGACACAGAAGCAUCGACACACAGAGGGAUGCACUGAACUGUCUGUUGAUGGUGCUUCACCGGUACUCUGUCGCCCCAAAAAACCCUCCAGGAUCUGAACCGUAACACUAGUGAGAAGUUAGUUUUGUAAAGUUAGCUCACAGAUUAUUUCAAGACUUUUAAUGGUCUAACAUCCCACUGAGAAACCUCAGGUUUCCUCUGCAUGAUUCAGCUCGACUCAAUUUUGGUACCUUGUGCUUUUCUCAAUUUACUUUUCCACUGUAAGCGGGACUCUGAGCAAAGUUGCGUAACAAUGCUGUGAAUCAAGGACCAAUCAGAGGACUUCUUUCUGACCAGAAGUGGUUUUCAGGGGCUGUCAUUUAUAUCUCUGCAAACUGGAUCGUCCUAAUAUCAUUUGUGUGUCAUUGAACCUCUCAUAGUUGUGGUAAACACUUAUUGUUAUUGACUGCUUUAUAUAUCAUAAGGGGCUGCACCUAAUCAACAACUCCUUCUGCAGCAAAAGACUAAAACCAAGCCUCACCUUGUCCAUUGCAAGCCACAUUUUGGACUUCAAAAAUCCAUAGAAAGGUUGCAGGUUAAUUCCACACCCAACAUGAUAAGAUCCAAUUAAGUUAGCCAUGAUAUUGUGGCGGCUAUUGAAGUUAGCAUGGCUUUUUAAGAGGAUCGUUUUGUUGCUGGGGAGGAUUUACGCUUGGAUUCUAACUCCAGGUGGGACUUGGGGAAAGUACCAGGUAUUAUUCACAAAUUUUUCUAAUGGAAAACUCCAAAAAAGAUUGAGUUGAGUCGAGUUGUGCAGCGGGAACAAAGCUUGUGUUUCCUUUCUCUAAGUUGAACACAUCAUUCAAGGUACGCUAUGGAGGAUAUUUUAGUUUAUGAUACAAAAAAAAGGGACCAAAAAUAACCAUAACUGCACAAGGUGCCUUUCAUUUUAGGGACUUAGAGCACAUACAAACUGAAUAUUGAAUUACUUGUGUUUUAUUUUAUACAAACCAGCCCAGUAGUUUUAAGAAAGCAUGAAUGCACCCCUUUAAAUUAUUGUCAAAGAUUAUUUUCCGACGUGUCGGCUUCAGUUUGACCCGUUUCCACCAGCUGAUUUCCACGUGUAGAUUUUUGUACAAAAUAUUUUAGCUGAGAAACGUUUUGUUUUUUUUAUAUAAAAGGGAGAGGGAGAUUUAACGAGCGGCUCACGGAUCUGAAGAGGAGAUUAUUAUGAAUGUGUGUGUGCUAUUAAUCAUAGGAUAUAUAAUAUAGAUACUAUACGAAGCCAUAUGAACUUAAGUUAUUGUAUACUUUAGAAACUAUGAAUGGACUGUGAUGUAAAAUAAAGGUCAUUGGAAAAUGUGAUGACUUGCUGUUUACAGAUCUGAUGCUUUUUAUCGACUCAAAUUUACCACCAAAUUGUCCUUUUCUACGAAUAUUUGUUGGGUUUUGAGUUUAAAGAUGUCGCUACAGAUCUGGAAUCUGUGUUUUAAAAUCCAAUGAAUAAAGGAAUGUGAAAAUACGAGUGUAUUAGGACAAUUGUAGGUAAAAAAAAUAAAAAUAAGGAGCGAUAGAAGAGGAGGAACAAUCUAAGAAAGACGGUUUAAAAAUGCAUUUAAAAAGGGUAAAAAGCUCUGAUAUUCCUUCAGAUUAAAGUCUUUAAUUCAAGAUAACAAAACGAACAAAAUGUUCAAUAAAAAAAAUAAAUUCCCCAAAGACAUAAAGUCCCAUUUUUAGAUUUUUGUGAGGAAAAUCAAAUGUUAUCAACAACAAACAUAUAGCUAUGUAAAUUCAAUUAAUUCGUUAAUGUUCAAAAAAGUAUAAAACAUUUAAAUUAAAAUGAAAAAAACAUACAUUUUGGGGGAAUGUUCUACAUUUUGGGGGCUUUUGGGCUACUGGGAAAUAAAAAUAAAUACAGAAUUUUUGACAUUGACUGGAAUAUGUAAUGUUUUAUUGCAAAUUUAUACUAAAAUCUCAGAGAAUUUAUCCAGAUUUCUGUGUACAUUUGAGACUUUAUUCUCUUAAAUUGCGAUUCUUUUUUGUUAUUGUUUUAAGCCUACAAUAGUCCUUAUACACCAUCACAGAGGCAAGCUUUUUUUAAGGAUCUUUGUGCAUUUUGCCUCCUCUUCCUGUUCUUCAUUCUGUUUAUAUAUUGUCUGUCAGUGUAUAUGCUUUUUAUAAAUGUUCUUUACUCCAUGUUGUUUACUGUAUCUUUGGCACAAGAGCGUAUUUUUAUGUAAUCGUUGUUUCUUUCUCCGAUUUGAGUAACUGUAAAAAAAAAUGUCCUUCAUCCUGGUUUCAGUGUCAUUGUCAGCUGUGUGCGCAAUAAUAAGAACUAUCAUAACA